Molecule: messenger RNA, 5627 nt
Organism: Oryctolagus cuniculus (rabbit)
Lineage: Eukaryota; Metazoa; Chordata; Mammalia; Lagomorpha; Leporidae
Gene: MYT1
Product: myelin transcription factor 1
Biological process (GO): regulation of transcription by RNA polymerase II
Cellular component (GO): nucleus
Molecular function (GO): zinc ion binding; RNA polymerase II cis-regulatory region sequence-specific DNA binding; DNA-binding transcription factor activity, RNA polymerase II-specific
Source: RefSeq, a predicted model, not a curated record
CACAGGCUCCGCCGGCCUGGGCACCCCCCACCCCCAGUUCCGCAGAUCCAUCUCUCUGAUGCUAUACUGUAAAUUUAUUUCACCUCCGAGAGUAAACAGAUAUAUUGGAGCCCCAAGGGUUCAUGGGUAGCGUAUUUACAAAGGAGCCUCCUCGCCAGCCCGUGCCACCGCCGCUAAUGAGAGCGGUCAUUAAGUAAAUGAGACGUCGCCUUUAGCUGGCUUAGGAGUUCGCACACUACGCGGAGAGGACGUUUAAUGGAAACCCGCACGCCGGCUUCCCCACAUGUGACCGCUGACGGGAGGCAGCUGCCUUCCCCUCCUCCCCCGGCCACCGUGCACCCCCCAUGUAAAUUUCAUGAUUGCUUUCCGUGAUGUCAUUUUGAAAGAGGACAGACAAUAGCUGGGGAAGAAAAUGAGUUCCGGGGUGAGCUGCUGAGUCAGAGGUGGACACACGGAGACCAGGCCAGCAGCUGCAGGACCGCGAGGCCCCUCCUGGGCAGACAUAGCAAGAUGAGCUUAGAAAACGAUGAUAAGCGAGCUCGCACGCGAUCCAAGGCCCUCCGAGGACCCCCAGAGACCACAGGCGCAGACCUCAGCUGUCCCACCCCAGGAUGCACGGGCUCAGGGCAUGUUCGGGGCAAGUACUCCAGGCACCGAAGCUUGCAGAGCUGCCCCCUGGCCAAGAAGAGGAAGCUGGAGGGCACGGAGGCUGAGCACCUGGUGUCCAAGAGGAAGUCCCACCCCCUGAAGCUGGCUCUGGACGAGGGCUACGGCGUGGACAGCGACGCCAGUGAAGACACCGAGGUGAAGGGCGCCUCUGUUUCCGAGGAAUCGGAAGGAGCCGCGGAGGCCGAGGCUGAGCGCUUGGGACAGGAGGAGAUUCAUCGCCUGGAGCCAGCUGCAGGAAGGAGCCCCAUCAAGUCCCAUUUUGGAUCCAACCCUGUCGGCAGCCCUGCUGGCUCCUCCCAGGGCAGCUGCAGCAGCUACCAGGGGGUCAUUGCAGCUUCUCUGUUAAACUUGGGCCAAAUCGCCGAAGGGAGCCUGGCGGGGGAAGACUCGGGCCAGGGGUCCAAACCAGGCCUGCUUCAGGAGGGUGCUGACGAGGGGGCCGCCAGUGAUGAGGGUGAGAAGGACCUUUUCAUCCGGGUGGGAGAUGCAGGGGGGGCUGCUGAUGUCACCAGCGAGCGCCCCCAGGAGCCACGACCUCAGUCCCUGGAGAGUGUGGCCAGAGAGGUGUCCAGCAAGCAGAAAGGUCACCAGGAGGAAGAGGAGGAGGAAGAGGAGGAGGAGGAGGAAGAGGAGGAGGAUGGGAUGGAGGAGGAGGAGGAAGAGGAGGAGGAGGUCGAGGAGGAGGAGGAAGAAGAGGAGGAGGAAGAGGAGGAGGAGGAGGAGGAGGAGGAGGAAGAGGAGGAGGAGGAGGAGGAGGAGGAGGAAGCAGCCGCUGCUGUGAUCUUCGAGGACGCCUCCCACACCUCUGCCCAGAAGGCCCCUGAGCUCCGGCGCCCAGAGCCGCCCAGUCCCAAGCCCGAGUACUCUGUCAUCGUGGAAGUCCGCUCGGACGAUGAUAAGGACGAGGAUGCACGCUCCCAGAAGUCAGCGGUCACUGAUGAGUCUGAGAUGUAUGACAUGAUGACCCGUGGAAACCUGGGCCUCCUGGAGCAGGCCAUUGCCCUCAAGGCUGAGCAGGUGCGCGCUGUUUGCGAGCCGGGCUGCCCACCGGCUGAGCAGGGCCAGCCGGGGCCCGGCGAGGCAGGGAAGGCAGUGAAGUCCCUGGAUGCCGUGCGCAAGAGCUACUACAGCAAAGAUCCUUCCAGAGCUGAGAAGCGGGAGAUCAAGUGUCCGACCCCAGGCUGUGACGGCACUGGCCACGUGACGGGGCUGUACCCGCACCACCGCAGCCUGUCCGGCUGUCCCCACAAGGACAGGAUCCCCCCAGAGAUCCUGGCCAUGCAUGAGAACGUGCUGAAGUGCCCAACCCCUGGCUGCACAGGCCAGGGCCACGUGAACAGCAACCGCAACACACACAGAAGUUUGUCUGGGUGUCCCAUCGCUGCUGCUGAAAAAUUAGCCAAAUCCCAUGAGAAGCAGCAGCCACACACAGGAGACCCUUCCAAGAGCAGCUCCAAUUCUGAUCGGAUCCUCAGGCCCAUGUGCUUCGUGAAGCAGCUGGAAGUCCCUCCAUAUGGGAGCUACCGGCCCAGUGUGGCCCCUGCCACACCCAGAGCCAACUUGGCCAAGGAGCUGGAGAAAUUCUCCAAGGUUACCUUUGACUACGCAAGUUUCGAUGCUCAGGUUUUUGGCAAACGCGUGCUUGCCCCAAAGAUUCAGACCAGCGAAACCUCACCCAAAGCCUUUCAAUCCAAACCCUUCCCAAAGGCCUCCUCCCCCAGCCACAGCCCCUCCAGUAGUUAUGUGAGGAGCACUUCAAACUCUUCCACAGGCUUCGACUACUCACACGAUGCUGAGGCUGCACACAUGGCGGCCACCGCCAUCCUGAACCUCUCCACCCGCUGCUGGGAGAUGCCCGAGAACCUCAGCACGAAGCCACAGGAUCUGCCCAGCAAGUCCGUGGACAUCGAGGUGGACGAAAACGGGACCCUGGACUUGAGCAUGCACAAACACCGCAGACGAGAAAACGCUUUCCCCAGCAGCAGCAGCAGCUGCAGCAGCCCCGGCGUCAAGUCUCCCGAUGUCUCCCAGCGCCAGGGCAGCGCCAGUGCCCCCAGCAGCUCCAUGACCUCACCCCAGUCCAGUCAGGCCUCCCGACAGGAUGAGUGGGACAGGCCAUUGGACUAUACCAAACCCAGUCGCCUGCGAGAGGAAGAGCAGGAGGAGUCAGAGCCAGCAGCCCAUUCUUUUGCUUCUUCUGAAGCAGAUGACCAGGAAGUGUCCGAAGAGACUCUCGAGGAGCGGAAGUACCCCGGGGACGUCACCCUGACCAACUUUAAGCUGAAGUUCCUCUCCAAGGACAUAAAGAAGGAGCUGCUCACCUGCCCCACCCCCGGCUGUGACGGCAGCGGCCACAUCACCGGGAACUAUGCCUCCCACCGCAGCCUCUCUGGUUGCCCUCUUGCUGACAAGAGCCUCAGAAACCUCAUGGCUGCCCACUCUGCUGACCUCAAGUGCCCCACGCCUGGCUGUGAUGGCUCUGGCCACAUUACAGGGAACUAUGCUUCACACCGGAGCUUGUCGGGCUGCCCUCGUGCCAAGAAAAGUGGAGUCAAGGUGGCGCCCACCAAGGACGACAAGGAGGACCCGGAGCUGAUGAAGUGCCCAGUGCCUGGCUGUGUGGGGCUCGGUCACAUCAGCGGCAAAUACGCCUCUCACCGAAGCGCAUCUGGAUGUCCUCUGGCUGCCCGGCGGCAGAAAGAGGGGUCCCUCAACGGCUCGUCAUUCUCCUGGAAGUCGCUGAAGAAUGAGGGGCCCACCUGUCCCACCCCAGGCUGUGAUGGCUCUGGCCACGCCAAUGGGAGCUUUCUCACUCACCGGAGUUUGUCUGGCUGUCCCAGAGCAAGUUUUGCUGGAAAGAAGGGAAAACUCUCAGGGGAUGAGGCUCUCAGCCCAAAGUUCAAAACCAGUGACGUGCUGGAGAAUGAUGAGGAGAUCAAGCAGCUGAACCAGGAAAUCCGAGACCUGAACGAGUCCAACUCGGAGAUGGAGGCCGCCAUGGUGCAGCUGCAGUCCCAGAUCUGCUCCAUGGAGAAAAGCCUGAAGAGCAUUGAGGAAGAGAACAAGCUCAUUGAGGAGCAGAAUGAAGCCCUGUUUCUGGAGCUGUCUGGCCUGAGCCAGGCCCUCAUCCAAAGUCUCGCCAACAUCCGCCUUCCGCACAUGGAGCCAAUAUGUGAACAGAACUUCGAUGCCUAUGUGAGCACCCUCACCGACAUGUACUCCAACCAGGAGUGCUACCAGAGUCCCGAGGACAAGGACCUCCUAGAGAGCAUCAAGCAGGCCGUAAGGGGCAUCCAGGUCUAGGCCCCCGGGUCUGAGCAGCUGAGGGGUGGCCGCCCAGCCCCGCCGCCGACCUCUCUCCUCCUGCUCUUCACUGGGGGGUUCCUAACUCACAGACUCCUAGUUGGAAGCUUGCGGCCUUGGACGGUUUACCCAAAGGGCUGCCUGGAAGUCAGGGUCCCCCGCGACGCCCCUGCCGGGCUCGGGGCUGAGACCUCGCCACGCAGACGCAUGGGGACGCUGAGUGUCACAAAGUCAUUUAUUUUUGUGUUCUGAAAGCGUAGCCCAGCAGUCUCCAGUGAAGCUCAUGGACAAGGUUCUCAGGGAAGUUUCGGAGUUGGCAACCACAGUAUUCCUCUGUCUGUCGAGGCUGGGAGGGCAGCCGUGGGCACAGUGGGCGGGUGUCGGGGGGAACGGGUGACCGCCCGAGGCCCCGUGUCUGUGCUCAGUGAGGCCCAUGUGUGUUUUCUGUUUUCGUUUAAUUCAGUUUUGUGUUAAGAGGAACAAAGUCAUGUUCCAGAGGCAAAGUUAGGGGUAGGCCUUCCAGACCGUUGCUCUCAUCAGCCUGGGCAGCGUGGCAGCAUCAGCCUUGCACUCGGGGCAGCAGGGGCAGACCGGUGUGGCCCCAGCUCACGGCCUCCUCCUGGGCUGCAGCCCCGGACCACCAGGCCAGGCCUCAGAGCAGCGGUGUCUGCUCAGGCCCCUGACCGAUGGCCGCCGCGUUCUCUGGGUCCUGGCUGGACUUGGUCAGGGUCGACAGUGUUGAGGGGGUUGGGGUAAACUCACUGGGAGACCACCACGGUUUCACUUCUUAGAUCCGCUCAGAUUUGAAGAAAGGUAAAUUUUAAUUCAGUGUGUUAAAAACACAAUGUUCCUGCCGUGUAAAUAGAGUCCAAGUCAAGCGUGACUGCAAUUCUGAGUUAGUAUUUAAAAGUAGAGAAAUUGCACUUCCCAGAAGAAAUUAAAAGUAGUUUAGUUUAAUUAUUCUGUAAAUUGUUUAAGUUUGUCAAGAUGUAAGUAUUUAUAUUCACAACCUCAUAUGUUCAUGUUUGCUAUUUAUUUAACAUUUUUAUUAAUUUAUUAAUUUUAUACUAUUUCAACUCGACCCCACAUUAGGGCACCAUAAGAGGGAACUAAGUGAAAUCAAAGGAAAAAUAACUAUUUGACUAUAAGCCACAAAAAAAAUCUCAAUAUAACUUCUAGUUAUAAUUUUGAUGCAACCAAGUUAUUUUUUAUACAUUUUGUUAUUUAUUCUUUUAAUAAUAGAAUUUUUAAAAAAAGUAUUUUGUAACUGAGGAAUUUUGAUAAUUUGGGGAUUUUUCCCCCUUGGUCCAAUGGAGAGAAAGACACUUUGGUUUUCUUUUUCCCUUUCGAGUUUCUUUUGUUUCCCGCACAGAUGACAGCAAACGGGAUUCUGUAUUUGUCAUUAUUUAAGCGUAGCGCAAGUGUGUGCUCUGGUGUGUUCCUUGUGUCGCGUUUGUGUGUCGGUGAUCACGGCUGAGUCCUGUCGCUGUGAGGGUGCUGCCCACAGGCAGCUCAGCAGUCACCCGCACUCACAGCUGCCCCACCCCCGACAGCUCCGAUACUGUGACCCUCCUUCCUCAGGAAACGCGCUGAGCCCACAGCACUUCGUGGCGUGUCUGUAGGGUGAUUUCCUAAUAAAAGUGCUCUGACUGUGA